AAUUAAUAGUUUAAUAAUUUUGAUGUUGAACAACAUCCAAUUAUUUUAACUGCGUGUGGAUUCAAUUUGAGUUCAAGUCCAUAUCCUGAGAACUUAUACGUACAACACUUGGUGGAGAAGCUCUUUUGAGCGUUGGCAUAUUUUGUUUAUUCGAUAUUAGAGGAAAAAGGUUCACCAGGAAGAAUGAAUAAAAGAUUUGAAAAGCUUAGUGAUGCCGAGCUACGGGAACAGCUCACAGCUCUAGGAUAUCCUAAAAUACCCAUUACAGAGACAACACGUGGUUUAUUAAUAAAUAGACUGUACAAAACGGCCAAACCGAUUGUCAAGCCAACAAAUAAUCAAUUUGUCACACAGCCCUAUACAAAUUUUGCUCCGACUAAGCGAAAUAGACUGCAUGAUGAGUAUGGAAAUAUACCUUCAACUGAUCAAGCUACAUCCGGUAAUCGCUAUACAAUACAUUCUCCGACUGCAUAUUAUACUGAACCAAAAUGUUAUCAAACUUUUAAAAAGUAUUCACCAGUGUCCGUGAGUGGAGGCCAACGCAUGGAUCAAAAUUUUCCCGUCAGUGAUUACACGAUUAAUAGUUCGCCAGAAAUGAAUAUUUCUCUUUCUACGUGCACAGAGCAACAGUCACAUUUAGGUGUUGUAAACAGAUUAUUAAGUUUCCGCGACAAAACUUUUCGAAAGCAAAAAGUCGGUGAAAAUCAAUUACAAUCCAUUUUAUCAUUGCCCAAGAAAACAAACAAAUACCUAAGUAAAUCAAAGCGAACGAUGUAUGAUUUUAUAUCUUAUAUCAGUAAUCAGUCUCGACUAAACCAAAGCUUUAAACCAUAUCUGUUAGUUGGAACAUUCGUAAUUUUCUUUAUAUGUCUGGCUUUUGUUUACAUAUUUCAAAGUCCAAAUAAUUUGCAAAUUGAAGCGGCAAGUCAAAUUCCGAAAUGUAAUGAUGAAUUCGGUAAAGGAGAUUGCGUCCCCGCAGUGCAUGUAGAUACCGCUAUUAAUUUAACAAAGGAAAUGGGGAAAAUGCUUCAACUUCGAUCUAAAAAGUAUCGCUGCAGCAACAAAAAGGUCGUAAUUGGUGAAACAGAGUUCAUAAAAUAUAUGGAGGCAAUUGGAUACCAUCAUAAGAUGCAUAUAUGGAGAAGAAAUUUACUUUUUGUCAAACUGCUUAUAAAGCAAAACCCUCAGUGGAAAAUUGAAACCAUUCAGGGAGAAGAUGUCAACUACGCCUUGUCGAUUAAAAACCCGUUAUUUUGCAUUUUUUACACAAAAAUUCAAAGUUUCUUUUUGAUUAUUGGCAUAGGUGCUAUAAUUGCCGUAUUAACAUGGCUAAGUUUCACCAUAUAUCGUUACAUAAAGGCCUGGCGAGUGAAUCGUUUUAAUAUUGUUGAACAGUUUACGACAGAUAUUGUAAAUGAACUUAUUUAUAGAGCGUCGCUUAGUGAGACUCCAGAAGAUCGUGAGAUUAUCAUAACUCAUCUACGAGAUAAACUAAUACCUUUAAAUAAGCGUAGUGCUCACUUAAAAUUUUGGGAAAAAGCGUUGAAGCUCUUGGAGGCAAACGAUAGCCGAAUACAAUUUGGAGUAAGAAUUUGCGAUGGAGAAGAAUACCGAACUAUGAAAUGGCUAGGUAAUGCAAAUUUUAAUUCACGAGCAAAUGGUUUACUUAAAAAAUGGCAAAGCCCAGCGUUUGAUUACGCUAAUAAAAUCGUAAAUCCACCUACGUCAUGUUUAAAAAUUCGUCACAUGUUUGAUUGCUCAGAAGCAAACAUCCCAAAUUUAAAGCAAAUUAUAGAAGCAGCUCUAAUAGAAAAAGUGGGAUCUCGUUGUUGCAUUCAAGACAUCCAGAUUGAUAAGCAGAGUUGCUGCGUUUAUGUUCGAUGUGGCAGUGUGGUUGAUGCUGGUUUAAUCCAUAAUGAAAUAAAUGGCUGGUGGUUUGACAAACGUUUAAUCUCUAUUAAAUUCUUACGGCUACAACGCUAUUUGGCGCGUUUUCCGAACAGUACAAACUCGGCUCCAAUACUAAAUCAAUAAGCUUUCUAGAUCAUAUUUUCUAAAACCUUUGAAAGAGCACAUUUUAAUUAACUCAUUUUCCAAAUUGACUAUGAAUAAUUCUACUCAAAGAUAAUGUGAUGAAAGAGGACAGAUGUUCCUUACUAAUUAAGAAAAUAUGCUAGCUUUUAUUUUUAAAUAAAUGUAUUGUAAUUAAGACA
Anastrepha obliqua is the source of this 2213-nucleotide messenger RNA. It is a transcript of the gene MAN1, whose product is annotated as inner nuclear membrane protein Man1. NCBI's taxonomy places the organism in Eukaryota, Metazoa, Arthropoda, Insecta, Diptera, Tephritidae. The record is from RefSeq and is a predicted model, not a curated record. Gene Ontology annotation, cellular component: nuclear inner membrane. Bases 184 to 2034 code for a protein of 616 amino acids. The transcript has a single exon. Gene Ontology annotation, molecular function: chromatin DNA binding. Gene Ontology annotation, biological process: negative regulation of BMP signaling pathway; nuclear envelope organization.